UAGUGCAGUACUUUAGUACAUCUCAUAAAUUAAGCCUUCUAUCCCCAAAAAGAAAAAGAUAGUACAUAAUUCCCUGUUUUUUUCUUAAUCAUUUUGCAUAUAAUUUUCUCUAAUAAAAAACAUGGCUAGCUAUGGAGCAAUUCAGAGGCCAAGCAUAACCUCAAAAUCUGCCUCUACAGAUCACCUGAACGAGUCGGAGGAGUCCACCGGAGUGAAUUGGAGUGACUUCAAGCGUUCAGAAUUGAAGUUAAUGUGUCCAUUCAGCAUACCUUCAAGCUCAGAAGCUGCUGCUCUAAGAAUUAAUAGAAAUUUAAGUUAUUUUGCAUUAUAUUAUACACACUUUGUGUGGAUCAUACUCUUCAUAACCUUAAUCCCACAGCGAAAGGUCUCUUUGAUAUUGUUGGUGAUCAUGACUUAUGUGGCAUCACUGUAUCUAUUGUUAUUAAGUGCAGUGCCAAGUUCUAAUGUCAUCCAUAAGGUUUUGGAUAAAAGAAUAGUGUUGCCUGUGAUAGUUAUUGCAACUGCGGUUGAGCUUAUUGUUACACAUUCUGCUUUGCAUCUUCUGUUUACCUUGGCAGGUUCAAUUCCUGUCGUUUUGGUUCAUGCAGUUUUAUGGGUCAGAGAAGAUUUAGUCUGUGCUGAGGAUGGCAGAGUUGUUGCUGCUUCUGGCGAGUUGAUUCCUCUAGUACAUGAUGAUGAGUCUGCUGCACUUAUGGUUUAAUUUUUCAUUUCUUCCUUUCUUUUGAGCUGUAUUCAUUAGGAGUUCUGAUAGAACGAAACAAUAAAAUUAUGCACGCAGUAACUCAAAAGGGUUAUUCUAAUUAAUGAAAGAGACUACUCGUUUUACCUUGUCAA
Ricinus communis (castor bean) is the source of this 855-nucleotide messenger RNA. Its product is annotated as PRA1 family protein F2-like. The transcript has a single exon. Bases 122 to 721 code for a protein of 199 amino acids. The record is from RefSeq and is a predicted model, not a curated record. Lineage: Eukaryota; Viridiplantae; Streptophyta; Magnoliopsida; Malpighiales; Euphorbiaceae.